ACCGGGACGGGACCAGGACGGGUCCGCCAUGCGGGUCCGCGUGCGGAGCUGGCACGGGGUCGCGUCCUGGCUCUGGGUGGCGAACGACGAGAACUGCGGCAUCUGCCGGAUGGCCUUCAACGGCUGCUGCCCUGACUGUAAAGUGCCCGGCGACGACUGCCCGCUGGUGUGGGGACAGUGCUCGCACUGCUUCCACAUGCACUGCAUCUUAAAGUGGCUGAACUCGCAGCAGGUGCAGCAGCACUGCCCCAUGUGCCGCCAGGAGUGGAAGUUCCGCGAGUGACGGCGGCACCGGGAACGGGGGGGGGCCCGGUCCCGGCCCCCCGCGGGCCCGCCCAACAACCGCACUGCCGCCGCUCGCGUGGCCGUGUGCGCCGUCCCGGGGCUGCAGGGGCGGUGGCGCCGCCGCACCGGGGGCGGAUGUCAGCGUGUCCUGGGACCCCGUGGAGUGCGCGGUGGCCUGAGCUGGCACUGGUGGUUCUGGGGAAACAAUAAACAUACUUGGGCUGGC
Molecule: messenger RNA, 511 nt
Organism: Empidonax traillii (willow flycatcher)
Lineage: Eukaryota; Metazoa; Chordata; Aves; Passeriformes; Tyrannidae
Gene: ANAPC11
Product: anaphase promoting complex subunit 11
Exons: 2
Coding region: 29-283 (84 amino acids)
Biological process (GO): protein ubiquitination; positive regulation of mitotic metaphase/anaphase transition; anaphase-promoting complex-dependent catabolic process
Cellular component (GO): anaphase-promoting complex; nucleus
Molecular function (GO): cullin family protein binding; zinc ion binding; ubiquitin protein ligase activity
Source: RefSeq, a predicted model, not a curated record